Striga asiatica is the source of this 1449-nucleotide messenger RNA. The record is from the annotation of a GenBank genome assembly. NCBI's taxonomy places the organism in Eukaryota, Viridiplantae, Streptophyta, Magnoliopsida, Lamiales, Orobanchaceae.
AUUCGCAUAAAAAUGCGAACCCUACUACAGUGAAAUUUGAAGAUAUCGUAAAUGGAGGAAAAUAACAAUCAACCACCAAAUUUGCAAAAUCAGCCUCCAAAUACUGGAAAUCUCAUAACGGUCCUCAGCAUCGACGGCGGAGGUAUACGAGGUAUUAUCCCGGGAGUUCUGCUCGCGUAUUUAGAAUCCCAGCUCCAGGAGCUGGAUGGUGAAAGCGUGAGAAUUGCAGACUAUUUCGAUGUAAUUGCAGGGACGAGCACCGGAGGGCUGGUGACGUGUAUGCUGACGGCACCUGAUAAAAAUACUAACAGACCGCUUUAUGCCGCCAAGGAUUUAGUUCCUUUCUAUUUGGAACACUCGCCUAGCAUUUUUCCUCAGCCCAGGGAUCCAUUUACAGGUUUGAUGAGUAAGGUGAAGGGCUUUAUAGGGCCAAAAUAUGAUGGAAAAUAUCUCCACGCUCUAACAAGACAAAUGCUGGGUAACACCAGGUUGCAUGAGACCUUAACCAAUGUUGUCAUUACAUCAUUUGAUAUCAAGAAACUUCAACCCGCCAUUUUCAGCUCUUAUACGGCGCCAAAGGACUCUGCAAUGGAUGCUCUGUUAUCAGAUAUAUGCAUCAGCACCUCAGCUGCACCAACUUUCCUCCCUCCUCACUAUUUUGAGAACAAAGGGACAAAAUUCGAUCUCGUAGAUGGUGGUGUUGUAGCAAAUAAUCCGACAUUGGUGGCUAUAUCAGAGAUGACUAGAGAGGCUUAUAACAAGAAUCCUGAUUUUUUCCCAAUCAAGCCCAUGGAUUAUGGUCGUUUUCUUGUGAUUUCACUUGGUACGGGUGCCAGAAAAAACGAGGAAAAAUACGAUGCGAAAAGCGCUGGGCAAUGGGGCGUUUUCGGGUGGUUGUACGUAACACCAAGUCCACUGCUGAAGGCUUAUAAUCAGGCAAAUGUGGACAUGGUCGAUUUCCACAAUGCCGUGGUGUUUCAAGCUCUUCAUUCGCAACACAAUUAUCUACGCAUCCAAGAUGACACAUUAACUGGGAAGCUCGCUAACAUGGAUAUUGCAACGAAUGCGAACUUGAAAAAUCUAGUUAAGGUUGGUGAAGAUCUCUUGGAAAAACCAGUUUCAAGGGUUAAUUGUCAAACAGGAGCUUAUGAACCUAUUGAGAAUGGUGGGACUAACAUGGAAGCACUUAAAAGGUUUGCGAAAUUACUAUCCGAUGAAAGAAAAUUGCGGCUUUCCAACUUAAACUCUAUCUCAAGAUGAUCAGUUUCAAUUUAUGUAUAACUGUGUCAAUUGUCAUGUGUACACAAUGGAGUGCGGUGUAAUUUAAAUUAUAAAUAAUUGUUUUGUCAUGCGUGUAAGUUAAAUAUUUUUAGUUGAACUCGAUUUGUAUAAGAACUCAAAUGUGAUUAAUUGUUUAUUAUUACACUCAUAUUAUGCACCCAAAAAAAA